AUGUCGAACGAUUUUAAAUGCAUGUGUUGUUCAGAAUUUGAUAACAUAAAACAAUUAUUGGAUUCAAAAAAAUGUGUUACUGUUACUACUUCCUUUGAAAAAAUCAUUUUAGAUGAAGAAAUAUUGAAUAUUACUCGCCAACAGAUGAUUAUGAAAACUAAGAAUAAAUUGAAGAAAAAGCAGUUGAGUGCAUUAGAAGUACUAAAUAAAACAUGGAAAUACAUUUGUUAUGUACAAUUCACUCAUUGGGUUAAUUCUUGGACUUCAUUGGGAAAAGGAAUAAGAGUUGUCAUUCCUACAUGUGUUAUAAACAAAAUAAGAAAUAAGUACCUAGAAAAAGAUGGAUUGUAUAUGGGUUUCAAAAAAUCAAAUACACAUUUACCCUCGUAA
Molecule: messenger RNA, 390 nt
Organism: Sipha flava (yellow sugarcane aphid)
Lineage: Eukaryota; Metazoa; Arthropoda; Insecta; Hemiptera; Aphididae
Exons: 2
Coding region: 1-390 (129 amino acids)
Source: RefSeq, a predicted model, not a curated record